Molecule: messenger RNA, 892 nt
Organism: Setaria italica (foxtail millet)
Lineage: Eukaryota; Viridiplantae; Streptophyta; Magnoliopsida; Poales; Poaceae
Exons: 2
Coding region: 144-596 (150 amino acids)
Source: RefSeq, a predicted model, not a curated record
GUGAUGUCGGUCGUGUCACGUGCGGUGCGAUUUCGACAGGGCUCCGACACGAGGGGCGCACGGCAGCGAUACGCAAGAAUCGGGCUCAGACCGGCUAGGACUUCGGCGCGCCACGCUUCGCGCCACCACCACCACCACCAGCAAUGUCAGGCGGCGGCGGGCGGCGAGGGUGGAGCCCGUUCGACGCGAUCCGCAGCUUCCCGUCGACGCCUGAGUCGCUCAUGUCGCAGAUCGACGCGGCCAUCGCCUCCACCGAGUACGCCUACGCCUGCGCCCUCCUCGACCCCGCCCCCGCCCCCGCCUCCGCCUCCUCGCAGCCGCAGCCGCAGCCCACGCCCGAGGAGGGUCAGGGUGAGGGGGGCGCGGCCUCGCCUCCGGCCUGCUACGACGCGAGGGUCGCGGACGAGGCGUACCGCGCGGCGUGCGCGGCGCUGGGGGCGGGGCGGCCGGACGCCGCCGUGCGGUCGCUGCGGGUGGCGCUGGCGAGCUGCCCGCCGGAGAAGACCGCGGCCGUCGCCAAGGUGCGGUCCAUGCUGGCCAUCGCGUCCGCCCAGCUGCACAAGCAGCAGCACCAGGCGCAGCAGAGCAGGAAGUGAGGUGCUGCUUCGAAUUCUCCGUAGCUGCAGCCUGCAGAUGUGACUAGAUAUCGUCAAGGCAUGAUUAGAUUCAUUGAUGUUUCAAAUUAAUGCAUCUUGCUCAGUUUGCAACUGCCGCAAAUUAUAGAUAGUUCAGUUCGAUAUACUCUAGUAUGGAAAUCUCCCGCAAUCCAUUUGAGCAAAUCUCAUCAUCUCUUCUGCAUAUUGUGUCAGAAUUACAUCUGAUUUGUUUCAGUGCUGAGCUAACAUGGAGAAGCACAGCAGAACGAUCGAUCUAGCAUACACUACUAUGACUA